AUGAAGAUCAAGACUAAAACUAUCCGUGGAUCCAAGAAGGACGCUCUCUUGAAGACCUUGGAAGAGCAGAAGACCGAGCUCGCCUCGCUCCGUGUCUCAAAGGUUUUUACUAUUUUUAGAAUCAUCUACGUGAUUUUUAGGUCACCGGAGGAGCUGCUUCUAAGUUGAGCAAGAUCCGUGUUGUGCGCAAAAACAUCGCUCGCAUCCUCACCGUCAUCUCUCAGACCCAAAAGCAGGAGCUCCGCAAGUUCUACGCCGACCAAAAGGUACACAUUUUAAAACAGUAGGAAACAUUCCUGUUUUUGCAAUUGUCUGAAAUGAAUUAUCAAGUUUUUGGUACGAAAAUUUAAGCUUUAAUUUCAGUACAAGCCGAUCGACCUCCGACCCAAGAAGACCCGCGCUAUCCGUCGGCAAUUGACCUCUCAUGAACAAUCUCUUCGUACGGCAAAGCAGUCCGCCAAGCUCAGAAAGUUCCCCUUGAGAAAGUUCGCUGUUAAGGCUUAA
Molecule: messenger RNA, 504 nt
Organism: Caenorhabditis auriculariae
Lineage: Eukaryota; Metazoa; Nematoda; Chromadorea; Rhabditida; Rhabditidae
Source: the annotation of a GenBank genome assembly